AUGCAGAAAUUAGUUGCUGAAUCAUUCAGAGUCAAAGCUCACAUGAUCGUUGAGAGGGAACAACUUUUUAGUAAUGAUGACUUGAAAAGCAAAAUAUAUUUCCCAAAUUAUAUUGUUGUGAGAAGACCUUUAAACACCGAAAUCAAUGAAGCUGGGGAAUGGUAAGGCUUUAUAAAAGAUCUUAAGUACACUAUAAGGACAUCAGCAGUUAAGUCUAAAGCAGAAAUCAUUUAAAAUCUUCACUCAAUUUAAACAAAAAAUAAUCAGAAGCUAGAUGAAGUAAUAGAGCUAAAUUCAAAACAGUUUCCUAAUGAAGGUCUUGAUGCAAAAAUUAGUGCUUUGAAUUAGAAACUUGAUCAAUCAGAGGAGAGUAGCAAAAUAAUAACUUAGAAACUUGAUCAAGUAUAAGAGAAUAGCAAGAAUGAAUUUGAGAAAUAAUCUAAAGGAGUUGAUGCUCUUGAUGUAUAAGUUAAAGGUUUGGAUACAAAAGUUCUUAAAAUAUAAGAUGACAUGGAAUUCAUUAAGAGUUCCCUUACUUAAUUGCUUCAAAAAUAUAAUCAGUGA
Stylonychia lemnae is the source of this 564-nucleotide messenger RNA. Lineage: Eukaryota; Ciliophora; Spirotrichea; Sporadotrichida; Oxytrichidae. The record is from the annotation of a GenBank genome assembly.